AUGUCCACAAUACCCCGAACGCUGAGGAACCUGUGGAGGGUGGGUCUGAAGGAUUUUGGGCACCAAAUGCAGUACAUCGGCGAUACCAAGGCGGGCACGCUGAUCGGAACCGACCGAUACGGCAAUAAAUACUUCGAGAACCUGGAGGAGGAAAUGCAGCUACGAACGAGAUGGGUGGACUACAAGGAAAAAGAAUAUGAUCCUUCCCAGAUCGAGCCCGGCUGGCACGCCUGGAUUUCUUACAUGGUCGACCAACCACCCACGGCCGACAAGCUCUUGCAACGCCAGGCCCGCGCCUGGGAGCCGGCGGAACAUCGCCCGACCUUGACGUGGACGCGGUCUGCGUUCCGGACGUAUAGCACGACGAAGCCCAAGUACUCGGCGUGGUUGCCGGAGGCAAAGCCACGGUAGGCGGAAGGUAUGGAGGGAUGCUGAAUCCGCUGGACCUGUAUAUCGACCCGAUGGGGGUUCGUGGUGAAUGGGACCACUGGACUGGGGGAUCGCUGUUUAAGUUUGCUGAGCAUAGGUGCUACAUCAUCAAAUGAAUAUCAAACAAUCGUCGAUCCCAUGGGGGAGAAAGUGACUGCCAAGUACCGUACGUCCCUAUCACACCUGCAGGUUGCCAGGGCCUCUUGAUGGAGAACCAGGCUACUUGGUGUGGUACCUACUGCUAUUCCGUGCCUCGAUUGGAAAGUUCAGC
Messenger RNA from Eremomyces bilateralis CBS 781.70, 700 nucleotides. RefSeq names its product NADH-ubiquinone oxidoreductase subunit B17.2. Bases 1 to 411 code for a protein of 136 amino acids. Lineage: Eukaryota; Fungi; Ascomycota; Dothideomycetes; Eremomycetales; Eremomycetaceae. The record is from RefSeq and is a predicted model, not a curated record. The transcript has 8 exons. Gene Ontology annotation, biological process: mitochondrial respiratory chain complex I assembly; response to oxidative stress. Gene Ontology annotation, cellular component: membrane.